Orbicella faveolata is the source of this 2527-nucleotide messenger RNA. RefSeq names its product cyclic GMP-AMP synthase-like receptor 2. Lineage: Eukaryota; Metazoa; Cnidaria; Anthozoa; Scleractinia; Merulinidae. The record is from RefSeq and is a predicted model, not a curated record.
UAAACACCAGUUUCCUUCAGCAUGUGGGUGGUCAGUCAGUCAUUUGCUUGGUUGUAGUGUAUGUUUUGGGUAAUUCUGCUGACCUGGCGCUGACUACGUAAUAUUAGAAAGAGACGGGAGAAGAGGAACUGAAGGCCGAGGACCAUAGCAACUGGCAGUGAUACUCAGCAGCAACUGUCUUGUGUUUAGGGUAGUUAGCUCAAAGAGCCCUUUGAUUUGUCUCGAGCGCGCGCUCAGCACGUGACAUUCGCCUACAGAACAAAGUUGUAACAACAUGGAAGACUCAGAGAAAGUGUGUUUGAAUUUAGCAUUGAGCUUGGUGCCGUUUUUUAACAUUUUAAGAGAAGACAUGGAAGAGAAUAUUAAUCAACUUGCCCAAGACUUAGAAAAAUGUUGUCACAACAAUCCCGACGUUGAAGUAAUCCAUACCGGAAGUGGAUUCGAAGGACUUUCUCUUCCUCAUCUAGAGAAACGACAAGCGUGGAACACCGAUGCCGAUCAUAUGAUCAUAAGAACCAACUUAAAAGUACAUGAGGGAAUGCGGCGAGAAGAGAAAGAUCCAGAGAAAAGUGUCAAUGUGGAGCAAGAUUUGUCUGGAGUCGGUGAAGGCGGCGAAGGCUCAACGAUAGCUGCAAACAUGAACGUCGCGGAGGAUAUCUUGUACACCUUUGACGCGUUACACUCGGGCUAUGCACACGUGUCAAAAAAGAAAGUCUUUCAUCCGAUGGAUACAUCUUUCAUUCGGGAGCACUGCCUUCAGAACUCUGAAUUCAUUGAGAACAGUCAAGAUUCGAUUCCUCUCAGUCGCACCACCUUAAUGGCUGUAGGUGACGGCACCAUCACAGGCCCGUCGUAUUCUCUUCCCUAUACUGGAGGGUCUUUCAUUGUUAAUCGAGACUUUGUUUAUGGUCUCAAAUGUGAAUUCUGGCCCUCACAAGCGGAGGAAUGGAUACACCGAGACAGACGUCAGAACUGGCCGAGCCCGGAACUCAUCUCCUCGAUAUCAGCAAAGGGCUGCCACCUCGUGCCAGUUGGUUCCCAUACCAGCAGCUUACGAGAAUUUGAAUGGAGAUAUUCUUUUUCGGUAGCUGAGAUGACGCUCGCUGGAUUCCUAACAGAGAAUCACAAGUUAGCUUACUCUGUUCUGAAGUCGCUGAUCAAGAGCGAGAUGAAGCUGCGUGACAUUGAUGUGUUCGCGUCGUUUCAUCUCAAAACUUGUUUGUUUUGGUUCCUUGAGCAGAAGGGAGUCGAAUCGUGGGGGAAACAGAGCUUAGGGACGAAUAUUCUUGAACUUCUUGACUUUAUUAUUUCAUUCUACGCCAACGGUUCUGUCCCAAGCUAUUUCAUUUCUAAGAAUAAUAUGAUAGAUCACCGUUCUUCAGAGGAAAUUUGGAAAGCAUGUCACGCUCUCGGAGACAUUCGAGCCACUGUAACGCAAUCCCUGUGUCGUUAUAUUGAAACCAAUCACGCACUUCCGGUUUUCUUCGAUACUUCUCUCACUCAGCAGCUCAAAGAAAACCAUGAAAAGUUUGUUCAAAACUGCAAAUACAAUUUUCUUGUGAUGGCUUUGGCUUACAUCCUAAAAGGCAUAAAAAUGGAGAAAAACCACCAAUGUGAAGCAGAUUGUCUGGUCAAGAAAGCCCGGCUUCUGCACGAAGCUAAACUGGAUGGAAGCACACAGAAGUACGCACAGCUGCUUGCAGCUCUUUCUGAAGUUUCACAUGCCGCUGAAAGUUCAACGUCAAGCAUGGUGCUUUCACUGUUAGAGGAGUACUUAGCCGCAGAUCAGCUGAAAGUAACAGAAAGCAGCGCGGUAGCACUUGCAGUAUUUAACGUAUUCUUAACUCUUCAUCCCACUACACAGGGCGAAGCUGGCUUUGAAAGCAAUUCUGCAGGGUUUCAAGAACACCUGACCAAUCUUGCGGUCAAGGAAUCUCUCUUUUGGGCAGCGCGACUACACGAGAAGUACUGUGACGCCAUUUAUGAUUUUGUGGUAAAGAAAUGGGUAAAUGGCCCCAAAUUCCACACCGAUGAUGACGACGCUAAAAAGGUCAUGAAGCUGUUGAUGGUAGUUCUCGGAAAACCAACAAAACAGGCCAGUGCAGUAACCGGCUCAGUAGUCAAACGAACGAUCGAAGGCCAAAGGUUUAUCCAGAUGCGUUUCUUGGCAGACUAUUUGCUGCACGUACAUUUAGAGAGUGCCUACAUCGCUUUCCAAGCUGUCGCUUAUCUCAUGGGCAGAAGUGUUCUGUCCGAAAUUUAUGUGAUUAUCAAUAGGUCUGCUUAUAAUCAGAGCAAGCUACGUGCAAUAGAAUUAGUCUUGUCUAAACAAGAAUUACAAUCUGAACUCUCUGAGAAAGAUUUUGCCAAGCUGGUUCAAACGCAACAUGAGUUAUUGAAUUGAUUAACUAUGUCGGCGAAAGCUAUUUUAAAGUAACCGCUCUGAAGUCUUUGUUACCAUAUCUAUACUGUUGACGACUCAAAACAUCCCUGAUUCCAAUAAAUCUUGCACUAGCUGUGUAGAUCA